AGACCACAACAUGGCGACUCCACUACGAAUACCACAUUUUCCCCAGGAUGACUGGAACGACACCGAUGAAGACUAGACAUACACACGGGAAGAUAAGGUUACAAUUGAAUCCGUCCGGAAAAGAAUGACCACAAACUUCCCUGUCGUCUUUUAACCCUAUAGUUGCGUUCCGUGAGCUUGUACAGAUUUGGUAAGUUGAUAUCUUAUUCGUAUCUCUGGCUUCACCGUCCUGAGCUAACCGCCGUGCAGGACGGAAUCAUCAAAUCUUCCGGUACAGGGGAGAAUGGUUUUCGCGUUAUGCGCGCAGACUAUGAGAAGGGAAUUAUAUUUAGAGGUACCGGACCAGACAACCUCUCAUGGGGCGUCCGGAAGUUACGCCGUGCUGGGGAUAUAUCAGGUGGUUUAAGCUGAACGGAGUCGGCACUGUCGAGGUUGCCAACCGACAAGCUACGCUCCAGCCCUGGCAUCUUGACAUGGGAGGAACAAGCAAGAAGAACGAAGUAAAUCAGGCGGGAGCCCGCGAAGAAGGCCUCAAAGUUGCUCUUUUAAUUUUGUUGAGGGGACCUCAAAACCACGCAGUACAAUGCCGUUCUGGAGGCUUUUAGUGGUCCUUCAACUUUACUAACCAGCGAAGACUUGUGGCCAAUCUUGCUAGGAUGACGCCUGCCGCGAUAGAAAAGGCUAUCCUACGCGUUUGGGGCGAGGCAUUUCGUUUCAAAUACGGCUUAGUCGCUGAGUACCAUGAACUCCUUAACUCUGAGAAGCCCGAGUUUGCGGAUGUUUCACAGGCGGAACACCAUAUCUCUUGGAUAUCAUCACGAGUAAAGAAAGGAGAACAUUAUUUCAUAAGGCUAGCAAACAGCUCGGAUCCUAGCUCGUUCCUGAUGCAUUCCGAUAAGCCAUCUCUUAUAGCACAUGUGUCGGAGAUAACGAGUAUCGUUACUGGUGUAUUGGUUAAAUCUUUCGGGAUAUUAGAUAAUCUUGUAGGGGAGUGAGUUGGAAACGGAUAGUUGCUGAAUAUAUGGAAGUGAAGUUGUAAUGAAGUUGUACUUC
This is a messenger RNA of Daldinia caldariorum, 1053 nucleotides long. RefSeq lists its product as uncharacterized. The transcript has a single exon. Bases 657 to 995 code for a protein of 112 amino acids. Lineage: Eukaryota; Fungi; Ascomycota; Sordariomycetes; Xylariales; Hypoxylaceae. The record is from RefSeq and is a predicted model, not a curated record.